UUUGAGACUGGUAAAGUAUUGUGUACAUUAAUAAAACAAAUCUUGUACUAAGUUGGUACCAGAGAAUUUCAAUGAUCGGAACAUUUCUGCAAGAAAAACAGAAGGAAAUGGUUCAAUCUAUACACGAUUCUAGUCCUGCGAUCUUUGAAAGAUUAACAUCACAUUGUGAUAAGUAUCAAAUGUUCCCCCUUCAAGAAGCAGCGGAAGAAGAUAGUCCCGAAUUUAGUUGGGGUGCCAAGAAGGGAAAGGGUGCCCAUAACAAGGACGUCCAAUUUUACAAGUCAUUCACUUAUGCUGGAGUUGAAUUCAACUUAUAUGAUUGUGUUUACAUGUAUCGUCAUGGUGAAGAGGAGCCAGACAUUGGUAAGAUCGUUAAGGUGUGGGAAACGAAAACACGGAAAAGGAUAGUCAAGGUGGUAUGGUUUUUCCGUCCCACCGAGCUAACUCAUUGGUUGGGUAAUAUCAAGGUGCUUGGCAAUGAGUUACUGUUGGCUUCAGGAGAAGGUGUAGGGCUAUCAAAUUGCAAUCCAGUGGAAGCCAUCACCGGUAAAUGCAAUGUUGUCUGCAUAUCAAUUGAUAGGAGGAACCCUCAGCCAAAAGACAGAGAUUUGGAAACAGCUGAGUUUUUAUUUUAUCGCACCUUUGAUGUCGGCACUCAGGAGAUAUCUGAGAAAUUUCCAAAUUCAAUAGCGCAAAUUGAAGUGGAGCACUUCUUUAAUAAGGUGACAGAUCUGAAGCAGCCUAUUCAUUAUGGAGGAAAAGGAAGUCUUGACAUGCCACAUUCAUUUGGAGGAGCAACCAUUAAAACAACGCUGAAAGAUGACCAACCAGGAAGAAACACUCAGUCGACGUUGCCACCUGUGACUUUGGUCAAGCAAACUAAAUCCUCCACAAGAACGGACCAGUGCACUACCAUUUCACAGUGUCAGGUGACGGAACUGGUAGAAAAAGGCAGACAAGGCAGACAGGGCAAUGUUUCUGAGACGGACAAGACUGUUGCCAGAACUGAAGUAAAACAUUCAUAUUGUACCCCGUCUACUAAUGCAUUGAAGAAGAGAAAGCUUCAAGACUUAUCAGAUACUACACCAUUUGACCAACAUAAGGUCAUGAAAUCCACAAGUCAGGUCAUUGAAGUAACAACAAGGGUGAAGGAGGGUGCUAGCACAUGGUUUAAGGAACUGCCAUGGAAUGAUAGACUCCAAGACGCUCAAGAGCGAGGUACACUUAUGUUACUUGAGAAUCUUGAUCCUUCAUAUGCAUCAACAGAAGUGGAGGAUAUUGUUAAGCAUGCCUUGAGGCAAAAGGUUAGUGCAAAAAUGGUGCAGCAUAACACCUUCUCUAAUCCCCUAAAUGGAAAAGCAUUUCUUAUCUUCAAAUCAAGUGAGGCUGCAGAGACCGCCAUUUUUGAGUUGAAAAGGAGGUGCCUAAUGUUAGGUGAUGGAAGGCCAGUUGUUGCUCGGAAGGGAACUAUACAGGACCAAGUGAAAAGUAAAGACUUUCCUGGCCAUCUGUCCAUUGGAAAACUCAAAUUUCAAAAGCUAGGAGAAGAAAUGAGAAAAGCAGUAUCAACAUCUCACUAUGCCCAGAGUAACACAAUAGAACAUGAGUUGGCGGUUGAAUGGCGUGUACUACAGGAACAAUCAAGCCUGUGGUGGAAAGCUUUACGUCAGGAACAAGCAGCAGAAAUUGAACAGCUUAAUAGCAAGUUGAAGAACCCUAUUAAGAACUCUGUAUAGGAUCUAACGUCUCGUUUUGUUGGUUUUCUCGUGUCCAAGAAGCAUACAGAUGUGUGGACCCUUUCUGGAUAUGGGGUUGCGCCUUAGUACAGAGAUUUU
Solanum verrucosum is the source of this 1835-nucleotide messenger RNA. RefSeq names its product protein ANTI-SILENCING 1-like. Lineage: Eukaryota; Viridiplantae; Streptophyta; Magnoliopsida; Solanales; Solanaceae. Gene Ontology annotation, molecular function: chromatin binding; RNA binding. The record is from RefSeq and is a predicted model, not a curated record. The transcript is spliced from 15 exons. Bases 72 to 1736 code for a protein of 554 amino acids.